This is a messenger RNA of Caenorhabditis bovis, 597 nucleotides long. NCBI's taxonomy places the organism in Eukaryota, Metazoa, Nematoda, Chromadorea, Rhabditida, Rhabditidae. The record is from the annotation of a GenBank genome assembly.
AUGAGUAAUCCGGUAAUCGUUGGCUUGAAAAAAGAGCUGCGCACAAAGAUGGCCGCCGAGUUGGCCAAAUUGAGCAAAGACGAUGUGGCGAGGCAAACGGACGCGGUCACGCGAAAAGUGAUUAAUGCGGAUUGGUACAAAUCGAGUCAGCGGAUAUCGGUGUAUGUGAGCACUGACGGCGAGAUUCAGACCGAUGAUAUCAUUCGACAUGCGCUGGAGAACGGCAAGCAAGUGUUUAUCCCGCAGUUCAUCAAACGGAAUAAGAAUAUGGGAAUGGUGCAGUUGAAGACGGUCAAAGAGUUUGACGAGCUGCCGGCGACAUUGUGGGGAAUCAGACAGCCGAAGCCCGAAUGGGAAUGGAAGCCGUAUCAAGAAUCAGGUCCUUUGGAUUUGGUCCUUAUGCCUGUAGUCGCUUUCACCAAGGAUCUCAAGCGUUGUGGACAUGGAAUGGGCUACUAUGAUCGCUUCUUGGGGCAGCAUUUCGACCAAUUCGGCAAAUGGCCUGCAAAAAUCGCGUUGGCCCUCCGCGAGCAAAUCAUCGACGAAGUGCCAACAACCGAAUACGACGUGAUUCUUGAUGCAAUCAUAACCGAAUAA